AUGGCGCCAUUCCAACCCUCCAAUAUUCUCAUCCUGGGGGGUACUGGGAACAUUGGGUACUACAUCGCGGAUGCCAUCAUUAAGGCGCAGCCCCCAUUUGAACAAAUCACAGUCUUCAUUCGAAAAGACUCGUCGAGCAAGAAGCAAGCCUUUGUCAAGGCCUUUGAGGCAAGGGGCGUCAAGGUCAUCAUUGGUGACCCUGGAGACAAAAGUCGGAUAUUCAAGCCCUUUACGAGGGGCAUCGACACGUGGUUCGUUCCGUCCGAGUACGGCACCGACAUUGAAUACGGCCCGUCGAGUGCCGCCGAGAAGCCCCACCAGCUGAAGCUCAAGGUGCGCAAGGCGCUCCGCGAAAACACCAAGCGCCUCGAACACACCUUUGUCGUGACGGGCCCGUACAGUGACAUGUACUUCAGCCUAUCGGACAAGUUCCCCGAAGUUGGCGGUUUCGAUGCCGAGAGCAAGAGAGCUGUCCUAAUCGAGGAUGGUGAGGGCAAAAUUGGUUUCACGACGAUGCCUGAUGUCGGAAAGGCUGUGGUAGCUGUCCUACGGCAGCCCAAGGCGUCGUUUGGCAAGGCGAUCAAGGUGCAGUCCUUCGUGGUGACACCGAAACAGAUCCUCGCCGAGUUUGAGAAGCAGACGGGCGGGGAGAAGUGGAACAUAUCCUACACGUCGCUGCAGAGCCUGAAGGAGGCAGAACAAAAGGCUUGGAGCCAGACGCCGGGCACCGCGACGCUGUACACGCUGGGUCGUAUCUGGGCCGAGGGUGGCACUCUGUAUGAAAAGACAGAUAAUGAGAGCAUUGGGUUGAAGGAGGCAGAGCUCGAGACGCUCGAGGCGUCCGUCAAGCGGGAGCUGGCGACAGGCUGGACUCCAAAAGUAGUGGAUGGGAAAGCGACUCUCCCGGUGUGA
This is a messenger RNA of Verticillium alfalfae VaMs.102, 912 nucleotides long. RefSeq names its product isoflavone reductase family protein. The transcript is spliced from 3 exons. The record is from RefSeq and is a predicted model, not a curated record. Lineage: Eukaryota; Fungi; Ascomycota; Sordariomycetes; Glomerellales; Plectosphaerellaceae. The coding region runs from base 1 to 912 and encodes 303 amino acids.